Molecule: messenger RNA, 4007 nt
Organism: Alligator mississippiensis (American alligator)
Lineage: Eukaryota; Metazoa; Chordata; Crocodylia; Alligatoridae
Gene: PCBP4
Product: poly(rC) binding protein 4
Exons: 13
Coding region: 199-1479 (426 amino acids)
Biological process (GO): negative regulation of mRNA splicing, via spliceosome
Cellular component (GO): cytoplasm; nucleus
Molecular function (GO): mRNA binding
Source: RefSeq, a predicted model, not a curated record
UAUUCCCAAGCCUCUGGCCCGCGCCUCGCCUGUCAAGCGUUUCAUUGUUCCUGGCUGAUGUCACUCCCAGUUGUUACAGACGCCUCGGUGGGUGACAAUGUGGGACUAAGAGGCACAGCCGACGGGGAGGACAAUCAGGCAAGGUCUGGCUGCUUGUUUCCCUUCUAGGCCAAGUGCUGUUUCCCCAGCAGCAGGUUCAUGCAUUCCUAUACCAUGGCAUCACCAGACAGGAUGAGUGGCUCAGACACCGGCCUGGAGGAGACAGAGCUCAGCAUUACUCUCACCCUGCGGAUGCUCAUGCAUGGGAAGGAAGUUGGCAGCAUCAUCGGCAAGAAAGGCGAGACAGUAAAGAGGAUACGAGAACAAAGCAGUGCCCGGAUAACCAUCUCCGAGGGUUCCUGUCCCGAGCGCAUCACCACCAUCACUGGAUCCACUGAUGCUGUUUUCAGAGCUGUCUCCAUGAUCGCUUUCAAAUUGGAGGAGGACCUGGGCACUGGAGCCACCAAUGGAGGAGCUGUAUCCAAGCCACCAGUGACACUGAGGCUCGUCAUCCCAGCCAGCCAGUGUGGCUCGCUCAUUGGCAAAGCAGGUGCCAAGAUCAAGGAGAUCCGAGAGACCACGGGAGCUCAGGUCCAGGUUGCAGGAGACCUGCUGCCGAACUCCACCGAGCGAGCAGUCACAGUCUCUGGUGGGCCAGAUGCCAUCAUCCAGUGUGUGCGGCAGAUCUGCGCUGUCAUCCUGGAGUCACCUCCCAAAGGAGCCACCAUUCCGUACCAUCCCAGCCUCUCCCUGGGGACUGUCCUCCUCUCGGCCAACCAGGGCUUCUCCAUGCAGGGGCAGUACAGUGGUGUGUCGCAAGCAGAGGUGACAAAACUGCAGCAGCUCUCUGGGCAUCCUGUCCCUUUUGCCUCUCUGGGUCAGACACCCUCCAUGGUACCAGGCCUGGACACCAACCCCCAGAGCACCUCCCAGGAGUUCCUGGUCCCCAAUGAUCUCAUUGGCUGCAUCAUUGGGCGCCAGGGCAGCAAGAUCAGUGAGAUCCGGCAGAUGUCCGGGGCGCACAUCAAAAUUGGGAACCAGACAGAAGGCUCCAGUGAGCGCCACGUGACCAUCACGGGGACCCCAGUCAGCAUCACCCUCGCCCAGUACCUCAUCACUGCCUGUUUAGAGACAGCCAAAUCUACCUCCCAGACGCCCUCUGUCUCCAGCCCUGUUGACCUCAGCAUGACUUUCUCUCAGCCCCUCAGCCCGGCACCAGCCCCAGCGCUGACAGCAGUAGCUGCACCCCCUCCCGCCUUGCUGGGUGCCCCCUAUGCCAUCUCCCUCUCCAAUUUCAUUGGCUUGAAGCCUGUCCCCUUCCUGACGCUGCCGCCCUCCACAGCCACGGGGCACAACGGCAGCCUGACGACCUACACGACCAAGAUCUCCACAGCUAAUGGGACGAAGAAAGCAGAGAGGCAGAAGUUCUCCCCGUACUGAGGCCGAUGGGCAGAAGGGUGGUGGGGGAAGAGGAGGGCAGGAAGGAGACUCAGGAUGCCCAUGCCCCACUGCGGGAACCAGAGUCCGUGCCACACCAUGUAGCGGGGCUGAGCAGCACACCAGGGGAAGGACCUUGUGGAGGAAGGGGACAGGGCCUGUGAGUACCCUAGAGCUCUGCAGCACUGAGCUCAUUAGGGCUGCUGGUUGCACAGCCUUCCCCCACCCACUCCUCCAAACCUAAAGCCCCUGUGUGCCAGGGGAUGUUUCAGCCCUACAGCCCCAGUUCCUACCAACCCUACCCUGAGGAGGGCUGGUUCUGCCCUCCCCCCUGUCCCCCCCACCCCUAGAAGAGACUGACCAUGCCCACUCCUCCCCCUAGUUUCCUCCCCCUCCCAUUUUGGAAAAGCCCAUCCGUGUCCCCUCACCCUCCAGAUCCCCCUGCAAGAGCUGACUGCCUCCCCCUACCCUGAGCCCCCUGCCCCAUGCUGAGAGGGGCUGUCUCUUCUCCCACACACCCCCAUGCUUUAGGUUUGUUAACUUUAGGGGAUGUUACCCAGCACCACCCAAACUCUAGUAGGAAUUUGGGGGUAGGUUUAUUGCUGGGCUGGUUUGUGCUGAGGCCAAUGUAGGUAAGGCACAUCUUUAGGCUAUUUUUAGGGUGUUUGGGGGAAGGGGAAAAGGACUGGAAACUGUGCCCUGCUGCAGGCUCUCUGGGACCUACUGGGAAGACCAGGACUGGAAUUGUUCACACACUGUGCAGGACUCAGAGUGUUUUUCAUGAUAUAAACCACGGCCUCCCCCCCCCCCACUUGUACCAAGCUGGAAAGUCAACAUUAAUGGCACUCAGUGCCCUAACCCCAUGCACCCCUGUCCCAGUCUUCCUUUCAGACCAAGCCUCUGUGGAAACCACUUGUCAUUGCCCUAAUGCUGGGAGGGGCCCUCAGACAGAUAGAUGGUGGAGGAUCUGACAGGGCAGUCUCCUGCAAAAAGGAGCCUAUGCUCCUGCUUCCUGGAAAGCACAAAGGAAGAAGGGAAUGCAGGGCCAGUGCUUGGAAUAUCACAGUCCCUGUCCCCUGUCCUCUGCCAGGGACCCUCACACUGCAGCCACUACACUGUGGCCUGGGUCUCCAGGCAGGACUGAGGGCAGAUUGGCUAUGAGAAUGGCAGAUGUUUGUGUGCCUUGGACUAGCCUGGUGGCUUAGUGGCUAUAAGAGAGUUACAGAUCUAGGCAAACAACCAUUGGCUAGUGAGGAAGGUUCCUGACCUGUCAGGGAAACAGCCUGUGGCAGGAUCCCAGCAUUAAUAGCCAAUGAGUGGGUUCAUUUGCUCCCAUUGGCUGCCAGAGACUAAUGGUUGCAUGGAAUAUCCAAUUAGAGCUGGUUAUGUUUUGUCCCCUUCCACUGUGGUUGCAUUGAGUGAAUCCUGGCCAGGCUUUCCCCUAGGGAGUGGCUCCCAGUCUCCACCCUCCUGGGGCCCAUUCCUUCCCCCAGGGUUGAUGGCACCUCAGCCUCUUCCCUGGCAACAAACCCAUCUCAAAUGCUCCUUCCUUCUCCAGUCACUCACAUAGAUCACGCCUGUGAGCAUCCACUGCCAUAAAGCAGGCCAGGCCUUUCCCUCUCUGGUGAUGCUGCCCUGAGGCCUUCUCACAGGAGGGAGGGAGAAAAAGAGAAAGGGCUGAGCUAGUUCAUCCCUUGACCUCCUCCACGGGGAAGCAGGUGCAUGCUAAAGUGUCCAGCUGAGUUGAUGGCCCGCCAGGCCCAAGCAUUGGUGCAUGGACACUCAGCACAGAGACUGAUGCCUCCAUGCUGGGGCUCAGAAGCAGCACAUAGCCUGGCUAAUCCUAUGUGGGACUCUCAGGUCAGGCAGCAGCGCUGCUGGACUCUUCCUGGUGGGGUAUAUCUAAGGUCAUGCACUAAGGGCAUACACUAAGGGCAUGCUUGCAGCAUGGCUGGGCAUGUUCCACCUGGAACCUGGCUAGCAGUGACAGUGAGCCAGCAGGGGCCUCGGCACUGUCUAGCAACCCAAGAGCAGAGUCAGGUGCCCAGUGGGCUUGUCCCACAGUGAUUGCUCAUGAUGACAUGGUCCCGUGAAUCGGGCAACCUGUUCCUGGUCUGUAACUACUGGGAUUCCAACAGCGCACAGUCCCCACUGCUGAAUCCCAACAGUGAAAGCAGCUCAAGCUGAGAUCAAAGGCAUCCACAAGCCAGAUCCUCGCUGAUGUGAGCCAGCACCGCUCCCCUGAAGCUGCCCAGCAUCUGACACCUCAGCUCCAUCAGGCCAGAACCCAGGUGCUCCCUCCAGCAGAGACCUGGCCACCAACUCUGUACCCUGGUUGGUACAAAUGUGUCUACCCUAUUCCACUCUCACUAGUGAACAAACCUGAGGCAACCCCAUCAGAGAGCUCCCCCUCCCUCACCGCCUCACGUGAGCCGGCGCUGGUCAGCGUGGGAAAUGCUGUACAUAUGAGUCUAUAUUUUUUCCUCCUUUGUAACUUAUCACUGGUUUAAUAAAAAGACAAACUUUGCCAA